Amyelois transitella is the source of this 3064-nucleotide messenger RNA. It is a transcript of the gene oeh, whose product is annotated as insulin-like growth factor-binding protein 7. Gene Ontology annotation, molecular function: insulin-like growth factor binding. NCBI's taxonomy places the organism in Eukaryota, Metazoa, Arthropoda, Insecta, Lepidoptera, Pyralidae. Gene Ontology annotation, cellular component: extracellular region. Gene Ontology annotation, biological process: regulation of cell growth; regulation of signal transduction. The transcript has 4 exons. Bases 257 to 517 code for a protein of 86 amino acids. The record is from RefSeq and is a predicted model, not a curated record.
CAAAGGGGGUGCACGUGACGCGCGAGGAAAUAUUUUGCACGUGAACGCACGCGAUCUGUAUUAUAUAACGUUCUGUGUUUGUUUUGUGACUCGACUUUGUCAAGGAUGUAUUGAAUGCUGAUAAGGAAUCCCAUCACAACUAUAAUUAUACAUGCAAAAGAUGGCAUCAGCGUCCACCGGUUGACGUAACGCGAAUGUGCAGCAAUGUGUCACGAACAUUGCGCAGUGGAGUUUCGUGUGUGAUGUGAGAUACAUUAUGUCAAGUAGCCGGUGGUUGGCCAUGGCGGUGGUGAUGGUGGUGGCCGGGGCGGUGCGGGGAUGGGACUGUGUCUGCAACCCGAGGGAGUGCGAGGCGUUGGAGCCCAGCGGCUGUCCGGGACUCGGGAUCGUCGUCUGGGACCCUUGCAGAUGCUGCAAAGUAUGUGCAAGAACACAAGGCGAAGACUGUGGUGGUUUCAGAGGCACCUGCGAACCAGGCCUCAAGUGUUACGAAGGUUCCUGUACGCCGGUAACGUGAACGGACGAGCAAACAAACUUGUAAUAUAUGUGUAUAGUGUUGAAUAGACCCUACAUAUCCCCGACGUAGUAACAAGAGGACCAGGUUAGCAUCAGUAGAAUGCCUCACGAGACAGAACAUGUCUGUGACAAUAAAAAAUAUGUGCGGGGCGUUUUCAUUGUAAAUUAUCCGAUAAUUAAUGUUACCUGAUAACCGAUGCCGUGUUUUUUAUGUUUAUAUUCCGGCUUAUAUAUGUAAACGACAUAAAAGGAAGUAUUCGUUAACCGUAUUGUGAUAGUCAUUUACGAGUCGUUCUCAAACCAUCUUAUCUUUGCAAACAUGCAAUAUCCAAGUGAACAUUUAAAAAUAGAAGAUCGAUUAUACCACGUGUAAAAUCAUCCAUAUCCCGCUCAUAACUGUGGUCAAUAUUAUGAAUUCUGCAUGGAUACAUCAUUUACUGCGAACCAAUUCGAAAAACAAAAUCCACGGCAUUGGUUAUCAUAGAUAGGUGUCUCGUUCCAAACGGUGUUAUACAAAGUAACAGUAGUGUGUUGAUACGUUGUAAAGAUUAUUUCUUCCGCAAACGAGCGCAAAUUUCAUUUUAAUAUCCCAACUCCGGCAGUGAGCCACGAUAAAAUCUUCGGCUUUGUGUGCCCUCGUUAUAUCGCCAUUCAACUCUAUGAUGAAAGGUUUUUCGUGAAAUUUUGUUUGCAGACAUAGUCUUUGAGGAAUAAUGGCAAGAAACUUCAGCACGUUUAAUUUACGGCCAGAAUUACUUGAAUUUAUGAGAUUACAAUCUCUGGGUUCAUUUGCAUUGUUUGAAUUGUUAAUUAUAUAAAGCCGGCACGUUUGAAAUAUGAAUGAGUUGAUUGUAUGCAAAACUUGUGGGUUUUUCAGUAAGGAUAUUUGUCUUACAAUAAUGUAACUAUAAACAGUAAGAAGUAAUUUUUACAUCAAAUGAAGGUCCGUCAAGGUAUACGUCUCGUAUACAAAAUUGCGUAUAUCUGUGCUUUGAUACCGGUCAGCUUAGCAUAUUGUACAUUUCAGAAGCUUUUCACUUCGUAAAAGGUCAAUUGUACCGUUUACUCGUAAAAAAAUAAAUGAAAUCUUUUUAAAACGGAAUAUUAAAAUAUAGAAAUGUAAAAAUAUAGAUAUGAUUGACGACGAUGAUGAAGCAGAUUUUCAAAAAUAUUACAUGAAAUGUAUACUUAACCAUGCGUAAAUAUCUACAUAAUAUUGGGAAAAAAUUACCAAUUUCGCGAAAUGAAUUUUCGUAAAAAAUAUCUUCACAUUUUUAGCAUACCAUUUUGUUAAAUUCGAUUUCGAAUUAUCGAAUACUCGGAACCGUUAAUGUUCCCAUCAGAUUUUAAUUCAAGUGAAAUAUUGUUUUUCAUUUUUAAAUCAUUAAAGUAAAUUUUCUAAUUUUGAGCAAGAGAUAAAGUUUAUGAAAAGCAUGCUUAGUGUUAAAUUUUAUUCUACCCAUACAAUUUCCGUUAACUCAAUGUGUAUUGUGUAUUCAAUAAGGAUUAUGUUUCCCCAUGCCAACUCUGCAGUUUUCUUUAUUUCAAUAAAUUUUACCUUAAAUUAUCUAUAAUAAAAAUGUAUAAAAUUAUGAAAAUAAAAAUGUAUGUAUCUAUUUCUGUGUGCUUCCAGGUAACACGUAGUUAAUAUUUAUUAUACAAGAAAGCUUUAGAAAAACACCAUUUUAAUAUGUUUAAUCAAUUGACAAUCUCAUUAGAUUGAAAAUAACUUGGACAAAAAAAAAUAUGUAAUUUUGUAAACGGUUAAAGUCUGCGAUUGUCUUAAAAACAUGUCAAAAUGUUGUAUUUUUAAACAUGGCUAUACUAUUCAUAGUUGUGUAAAUAACAUGAUCUUAAUAGCAUUUUUAUCUUGUAUGUAUUGAAAUAAAGUAGUAAAAUUAAAUGUUAAUGUAUAAUUAUUGAUAAAAACAAUAUUUCGUGCACACGGGUUAAUUUUCUUGUCAUCUAGCAGUUUUAAAACCAUAUUUACUCCUUUCCUUUGUCAUAUUUUCUAUUUAUUUAUAUAAAUCAUUGUAUAUAGUCAAUAGGAGUACUUACUCUUAUUACAAGAUUUUUAGAAUGGAUGUAAACUGUUGUAAAACUUGAUUUAAUGGAGUAAUAAUCUAGGUAUUCAGAGAUAUAAGUCUACUGCGGUGUAUUAUUUAACUUUAAUACUUAGUACUAUUCGAAUGUUACUUAACAUUUGAGUUAGUCCAAAAUGUUCAUUGUUUAUGUUUAAAUAUACAUUAAAAAUUUUAAGAGAUAAAUACAAAAACGACGUAAUGGGCGCUUUUUGUUUUACCAUUUCAGAAAAUGAAAAACUUGAACUAAUUUACCUACCUAAUUAAUUUUCCCGAGAAAGUUAAAUCAAUUAUUUAAAUUAUUUGCAAUUAUUUUAAGAAAAUACAAAGCUUUGAUGUCAUAUUGUUUAUCAAAAAACAACCAUUUUUACUAGUUUUAACCGAAAUAUAACCGCCGUAAAAUAUAUUGUACUUAUUGUAAGCUGUAAAAUAUAAUGAUUCUGGGCUACUUGUUAAUUGUGCACACA